Messenger RNA from Panonychus citri (citrus red mite), 3853 nucleotides. It is a transcript of the gene Syngr, whose product is annotated as synaptogyrin-3-like. Gene Ontology annotation, cellular component: synaptic vesicle membrane; neuromuscular junction. Bases 479 to 1231 code for a protein of 250 amino acids. The transcript has 3 exons. The record is from RefSeq and is a predicted model, not a curated record. Lineage: Eukaryota; Metazoa; Arthropoda; Arachnida; Trombidiformes; Tetranychidae.
AAUAGAAUCACUUGACUGAACAUUUUAUUCGCUAUCAAAAGAUGGAGACUCUUGUAAAUGGUUCGAAUUAAGGGCAUUAAAAGGGAAGAAAUAAGGGGGAAAGAAAUUCGAUUCCGAAAAUUGUGAUGUUCGAACGAGCGACAUCUCGUGUUAUUGUGGAAAAUUGUCCAAUUAGAGUAACUGAUUAGUGCUUGGACUCUGAGAUGGUUUGAGUUUGCUCUCACUUACCACUAACCUUUUCCGUACCUGUUUUCACCGUUAUAUUAAUUGUUUGAAGAAAAUGUUUAUUGGUGAUUUAGUUUAAUUGUCGAAAUUGGAUUUAAAUUGUCCAACGAUUGACCGUAAUUAAUUCUGGCAUUGGAUCUGCAAGGUAUUUCCUGAUUGGAUUGUUACUUUUUUUCCUCUCUCUCGAUAUUUUUGUUUUCUUCUUGUGUUUAAAUCUCGGUGAUUGUUAAUUUCACCUCUUUCAAAUUGCGAAAUGGAUCCAAUGGAUGGUGGAGUUUCUUUUGGUGCUGGUAAAGCAGGUCAACCAUUUGAUCCACUUGGUUUUAUUAUGAGACCUCAAGUUAUUUUACGAUUUUUCUGUUGGCUCUUCUCUGUAAUUGUUUUCGGUUGUAUUAACAAUAAAGGUUGGCAUCAUGGCAAAUGUCUCUAUAAUGGAAGUGCCAAUGCUUGUCGUUUUGGACAAUUUUUAGGAAUCGUUGGUUUACUAGCAGCUAUUGUUUUACUUGUCCUCGAAGGCCUUUUUCAAAAUAUCUCUAGUAUUAAGAUUCGUCGUCGUGUUGUUGCCAUUGACCUCGGUUUCUCUGGCCUUUGGACAGUACUUUAUUUCCUUUGUUUUGCCACUUUGGGCAUAUCCUGGUCUAAAGCACCUUACCCUGAAUUUGGUUACGGGAUAAAUAAUCUUCGUGCUGCUUUAGCCUUUUCAUUUUUCUCCAUUUUCGUUUGGGCGGGUUGUGCUUAUUUUGCAUGGUUACGAUGGAAAUCGGGUACUGACAUGUCAACCUUUGCUUCAGCUUAUCCAGAUGAUCCCAGCAUGGGAGGAGGUGUUGGUGUUGGAGGUCCUGGUGGACCUGGUGCUGAUUAUUAUGCUUAUGCCAGUGGUACCGAUGUAAAUGCAACUGAUUAUCAAGAUCAGGGAAUGUACUCACAACAGGGUAUGAAUAAUCAAUAUGGUGGUGGAGGAGGUGGUAUGGUCAGUGGUGGAAACUUUCAGCCUCCUGCUUAUUAAACCUUAAUUGACGUAAUCAGUCAGCAAUUUAUAAAUCGUUAAAAGAAACAAAAGAAAGGGUAUUCAUCCUAAUGUUGAACUUUCAACUACUGCAAACUCCAAUUACACCUUACGAAAGGAGAAAUUGAAACUAAUUAAGCUUCAUAGUCAAUCAAUAUUUACCUAAACACAAAUUUACAUUCCAUUUGAUUCUCAAGAUGCCACUAAUUUCGAUCAACAUCAAUUCCUUGACUUUCAUGCUGAUUAUUCUGAGUUCAUCUUAAUUUCCAUUGUCGCCAUUUUCACCUCUCUUCAUCUCUUUCAACUAACAUUAUGUUUCAAUCAGCUGCACAUACCCGACGAUGAGGACAAUAUUUACUCUAGUAAACAGCAAAAAAAGAGGAACAAGUAUUAAUUGCGAGUAUAUUACUUGGCCAUUUUGAGUAAUUAAAAGCUCUAAUUAUUUUAAAAUCCUUACCUCUUUCCAUUGGGACAUCUAUCUGGAUCUCAUAUCGACUCCUCUUAUCUAUGGACAACUCUGAAUACUAAUUUUUUAAAGUGCUGAUCUCAAUUAGCUCUUAAAUUGUGCUCUCAUCAUUAUUUGCAAGAUUUAAUUAGUGAAUCUUUGUGUUUCCUUAGCCUAAUCAUUGACCACAUCGUUUUAAUUGGAAAAAAAACUUCGCAUCUUCAUUAGAAUUGUGGUAAAUAGAUGAGACUUGAUGGUUAAUUUUCCCUCUCUCUACAAUUCACUUUUUAAAACAAAAUUAGUUUUAGAAUACCUUCAACAAUUAGUAAAACAAAAACUCCUUUAUUACUAAUAAUCAGCCAUUUACUUAAAUCGCUUCUAUCGCCAAUUAACCUUUCCCGAUUCUACUGAUUUGAAUAGAUAUCAAAAAAUUUUCAAAAAUCAAGAUCAUCGAGAUGACAAUUUAAACAAUUCCACUACAAUUAACUACUACUAUCUCUAGUUGCCAAUGAACUUUUUUUUUGCUUUCAGUCCUAAUCUACAGUAAUCAACACAAAAUGUUGAUUGUGUUUAAAAAUUAUCUUGACAUUCUGUUAAUUGUGUAUAAACUUUUUCCACUCGGUGACUUAUCUAGUCUCAUUUAAUUCCAUAUUUCCCUGUUAAACUUGGUAUCGUCAUCUUCUUGUCAUCAUCUCAUCAUAUUCACAAAGAUAAUUAUAGUUUCAUCUUCACAAACUUCAUCAUCACCAUCAUCACACGAAUUCAUCUUCACUUAAAAAGAACUGCCCAGUUGCCCAAUUUGAGAGAUUCCCAUUCACAAAACCAGAACAUCUCCUGUUAUCAUUUCGAUGUCAAAGAUAAAAAAUCACAAAUCAAUGUGUAAAAAGAGCCUUUGCUAAAUUAAGAAUCCGAUAAAUAGUCAAUCAACAUAAAGGAUCAAUAACUGAUUGGCAAUACUAAGUCACAAUCAAGAAUUAUCAUUGAUUUUGGUUCAAUCCAUCACCCACCCUUCCAUAUACACCUUGUGUGUUUUACCCACCGCCAAGAGCACCUAUCAACUUGACAUACACACAAAGUACUAAAAAUUUAGCCCUUUAAUUGGAAUAAGGAACCAACACCGAAAGCCAUUAGAUUAACUAAAUAUAAAUACACGAAAAUUUUACCUUUAAGUCAAUUUGACCUACAAGGUGACAUCAAAACGCAACUGCAAAGCAAUUAGACAACAAAAGAAACCCCAUAAUUAAUAAUAUGAUUAAUAUAUUAAAACAAUAAUAACCUGAUAAUAAUUUGGAGCAAUAAGGAUCCUUUUAUGAAGGAAAAUCAAAACAAGACGAAAAAAUCACCAAAAAAAAAGAAGCUACUAUUUAGAUUUUAAUUGAUAUAAUCAAACCAAAAGAAGUUAAUUGUGAUUAAUCAAAACCCAAUGUUCUCACCCAAUGGAAACCUAUGGAUUACCUUUGGAAAUAUCAAUAUUUUUCAUCUGCAAUUAUUGCAAAUUUCUCUUGCUUUACACUAAUUACAUGAUUUAAGGAUAAUAAUAACUUAUGAAGAGACACCCUGAUUGUAUUUACAUCCAUUUUCUGGUACCAAUAUCAACUAAUCAGGAGAGCUAAUUGUUUAUUCAAUUGUGAAACUAAUUGUAAUUGGUGUUUGUUUGGGAUCAAGGAAUCAGCACUUGGAAAAAGAUUCAUGUUCAAAAUGAAAGUUGGAUUAAGCUCUUAGAUUAUUGUUAUUAUUUAUUUAUCGGAUUAAGAGAAAAAUGUUACAAGGAAGCGAAAGAUGAAUGCAAAUCAAUCUCAACGAUUAAAACAUUAGGAUUUGUCAACGAUUAGCUGAUCAACAAUUAAAUGCCAAAUCAGUUUACCACAAACAACAUCACCAAAAUUACACCUCAAAGAAAAGGAAUCACUUUAAUUGUAUUACUACAAUUAACUCUGUUGGAAAGGUGAAAAAAAAUACUUGUUACAAUUAAUACUUAAACUUGAGAGCAAAAAACUAAUUAGAAAUGUAAGCAAGCCGAAAUUAAUUGCAAUUAACUGAUUUAAAAAAAACAUAAUUUAAACAAAACAAAAUGUCAACCUUUAAUUGUAACAAAAACAAGAGUGUUAACUAAUUGCGUGUACUAAUUAUUAUCAAAUGUUACCAAUGUAAUUAAACAACAAUUAUUAUUAUGUAAA